AGGGAGCAAGUACUGUUAACAAGACUGAGGUUAGGACACUGUGGACUGGUGGCUGACCUAUGUCUAAUUGGUAAACACCACAAUGGAUUGUGUGAAAACUGCACAAAGAAAGAGACUAUCACUCAUGUUCUGAUGGAGUGUAAAAGAUUUUCUGAGCAGAGGAGAGUUCUUUUUUCACAUCUUUUUGAUCUUGGGUUUGAGUCUGUUUCUAUUAAAGUGCUGCUUGAUCCGUCUGCACGUCAGCAAGAGGUCUACAAAGCCCUGAUGGAUUUUGUGUUUAGCUCUGGCUUGCAGCAUAGUCUGUGAGUAGAGUGUAGUAGUCAUGGUCUGCCAGUGAAAGGCAGCAAUGCGCUGACUGGCGCGCAGCCUGCCGGAAAUCCAUAAGAAGAAGAAGAGCGCGUCCACUUUUAGCUUGUCAUAAGCUAAGCUAGUGGCGCUCGUGAGAGUGUGAGUUUGGUCACAUGUGUUUUGGGUCAAAAUGUGAUAAGAGUUACAUGACUAAAGUUUGAUUUAAUUUUAUUUAUCUUGCGCUGAUCGGAAGGAACUUGUGAAUCUCGGAAGCAGGGAUGUGGUCAUUCUGGACCCUGAGACCAGCACUGACAUCACUGAUCCAAGCAUCCCAGCAUGCCUCUGUCUGGACGAGGCCCCUCCUCUCCAGGGCCAUGGCAACCCUCAACCAGAUGCACCGUAAGGGGAGGCCCAAGUUCCCUCCAAAGCCCCUUGGCCCCACGUUCGGCCGUCCCCAGCUGAAGGGAGUGGUCUUAAAGACCAUGAUCCGUAAGCCCAAGAAGCCCAACUCCGCCAACAGGAAGUGUGCCCGGGUGCGUCUGUCUAAUGGCAAGGAGGUGGUGGUGUUCAUUCCUGGGGAAGGGCACAACCUGCAGGAGCACAAUGUGGUCCUGGUGGAGGGCGGGCGGACCCAGGACCUGCCCGGGGUCAAACUGAAGGUGGUAAGGGGUAAAUAUGACUGUGCCCAUGUGGUGAAGAAGAAACAGUGAAUAAACGUCUUUCACCUGCUUCACAUCCA
Molecule: messenger RNA, 1027 nt
Organism: Thalassophryne amazonica
Lineage: Eukaryota; Metazoa; Chordata; Actinopteri; Batrachoidiformes; Batrachoididae
Gene: mrps12
Product: mitochondrial ribosomal protein S12
Exons: 3
Coding region: 567-998 (143 amino acids)
Biological process (GO): translation
Cellular component (GO): small ribosomal subunit; ribosome
Molecular function (GO): structural constituent of ribosome
Source: RefSeq, a predicted model, not a curated record